ACGUAACUCUGUCGACCUUCACCUUUUGAAAGUUUUGACCCUGUAGUAUACUUCAUAGUAAACAAAUAAGUGAACGGGAAGAAAUGACAGAAAAAGUUGAUAAAACCAAGAGGAUAGGAAGAUGGUAUUUCGGUGGUGUCGCCAGUGCCAUGGCAGCUUGCUGUACCCAUCCAUUAGAUUUGCUGAAGGUACACAUGCAGACACAGCAAGGUCAGAUCAGUAUAUUUACGAUGGCUAAAAAGUUAUAUGGCUCAGAUGGUGUGCUAGGAUUUUAUAAUGGUCUCUCAGCCUCAGUUAUGAGACAGUUAACUUAUUCGAUGACAAGAUUUGCCGUGUAUGAUAUUGGUCGUAAAGCUCUCACUAAAGAUGGCAGAAACAUGCCGUUUUACGAGAAAGUGUUGUUAGCAGGAACUGCCGGUGCCAUGGGGGGAUUUGUAGGUACCCCACCAGAUAUGGUCAAUGUUAGGAUGCAGAAUGAUGUAAAGCUGCCACCAGAGCAACGAAGAAAUUACAAGCAUGCUGUAGAUGGAUUGUAUAGAGUAUUUAAGGAAGAAGGUCCAGUGAAAAUGUUUAACGGGGCUACGAUGGCCACUAGUCGUGCUGUUCUUGUUACUGUUGGACAGAUUGCUUUCUAUGACCAGAUAAAAGGAACGUUACUGGGAACUUCAUUCUUUAAAAAAGACAACGAAAUUUUACAUUUUACCUCAAGUUUCUGUGCUGUGAGUCUUAUGUUACCUGGUAAAUAUAAGAAUAUUCUAGCAUGUGCUGUAGAUAUAGGGAAAAAUGGACCUCUAGGAUUUUUCAAGGGAUUCUUGCCAGCUUUUGUUCGACUUGGACCGCAUACAAUAUUGACAUUCAUGUUCCUGGAGCAGAUUAGAAUGAACUUUGGUGAUGACCCAAAACAAUAAUUAGACAGUGUUACCAUAGCAACACGAUUUUCUUAGCAACAGAAUUUAGAAUUUUGUAACUUAGCCCAUCUCUAUUUGAAUUCUGUAAUGUUUUAGGAUAUAGGCACAUAAUGGAAAUAAGUUAUUUUUGCAGUUAAAGAUAGUGUAAUUUUCUACUUCAUUUCGAAACAGUUAAGGCCCCUUUCUAUUAAGUCAUUUUGUAGUGCAAUAAUUUAAAAAAUCUUGCAUCAACUUUCGGCAAUAUGCCAGAAAUGAAACGGAGAGGGGUCUAUAUUCUCUUUAUAUACAAUUGUAGAAAUUUUAUUGUUAUAAUAUAAAAGGGUAAUUGUUAGAAUUUUAGAUAAUGUAAAUUAUGUUCAAAAGAUAUGUUUUUUGUUCAGGACUGAUAAUGUUGUCAAUUUAUAGUACAGGUUUUGGACGUUUUAUUUGUAUGGUGUUGCUGUAAGAAAUUUGUUGUGUGAAAAUCAACAGUUAUGAUCACCUUUGUUUUAAGUUUUGAACAUUUCAAACUGCCGUUUAAAAAUUUAUUGUAUUGUAGGAUAGGUUACCUAUAUGUUCUUUUUCUAGUUAUCUGUGUAAGAGCGUCUUGGUUUUGUUAAAACUGAAAGUUUUGUAAGGUACAUAUACCAUUAGAAUAUUGGGCUUUGUAAACUCAGGGACUGAAAAACUAGUUUGCAAGAGAAAAUUCAAAAUCAUUAUCAUUACAUUGUGCUACAUUAAUAGAUAACUGUUUUGUGCUGUACCAAAUACAAUCUUUUGAUAGGCAGGUGUAUUGCAUAAACUGUUAAUAGGAGAAGAAAAUGUUAAAAUAAGAAGAAAGACGUAUUUUAAAGUGUUUCAUGUAGUCAGUGGACUGAUGGGAAUUUCAUGAAAAUUGAUGAUAAGGAACAUAGUAGAAAUUUUUGAUAGUUACAGCGAAAAACCUACACAUCUAAAAUUUCAAUAAAAAGGUUUGUUCUUUUAGAUUUUAAGUUUCAAAAAAGUCGGUUCUAUUUCAAAUUAUUAAAGUUUUAAUGAAAAGGGCUGUUAUUGUCAAUAAAAAAGCCAUUUAUUUUGAAUAUACAAAAUGUAUACAGUUUAAUGAAAAGGUGUUUAUUUUGAAGAUUUUAAGUUUCAAUAAAAAGCAUGUUUUAUUUUUUUAAUAUUUCAAUCUUCAGUAAAAAAAUGUGUUUUUUUUUAUGUUAUUGUUAUAUAUCAGAAUAUCAGUCCUGUAUUUUGAUUGAAAUAUUUUAAGAUUGUAUUUGAUCAGUUAUUGAUGUGUAUAGGGUAUUUAUAUAUACAUUGUUGCUUCUUUAACAACAUUCCUUGUCACGGAAAUUUGGUGCAGAAAAGAUGUUUUGCUUUAUGGCUUAUAACCGUUCAUGUAAAAUUUUUGUAAAAAAAAAUAAAAAAGUGUUUUAUGUUUAACAUGUAAUGCAGUUGUUUAUCUGAUUUGUACAUUAGUUUUGAAAAUGUUUUAUCAAAGUAAGCAGAGCUUUCAAAGUUUGAAUUUCUAAUUAAUGACUUUAUUGUCUGUUUGAAACAAAGAAAUAUAUUCAAACUUUAAAACAUAUUUCAGUUUUCUCAUGUUUUUGUUUUUAAAUUUUGAAUUUUGUCAGAAAUUUUACAGCGCUUUUUUUUAGGAUUUUUUAAUGAAUUCAUUUGUGUGAUUUGCAAGUUUGUUAUAAACACAUUUUAUAUGUGGCAUUGAUUUUAUGUUAACAUAUUAUAUAACACAUCAUUUACACACCAUUUUACAUGUUUUUCUUACACAAUGUUAUAGCAUAUAAAUCUGUUAUCAUUUGUCUAAUAUUGUAGUGGUAAGAUGAGCCGCGUCACGACAAAACCAACAUAGUGCGUUUGCGACCAGCAUGGAUCCAGACCAGUCUGCGCAUCCACGCAGUCUGAUCAGGAUCCAUGCUGUUCGCUUACCAACCCUAUUACAAGUAGAGAAUCUGAUAGCGGACAGCAUGGAUCCUGAUCAGACUGCGCGGAUGCGCAGGCUGGUCUGGAUCCAUGCUGGUCGCAAACACACUAUGUUGGUUUUGUCAUGACACGGCUCAUAUAUUUUUGUCUUGUUGCAAGUUACAAAGUGGUAGUUUUAUAUAAGUAUAGCACUGUUGUUUUAAUUUGAAUUUUAACAUUACAUUAUGUUUUAUACAGAAACAGGCUCAUGUCAGCAUGAAGGUUUGAAAAAGAGACUUAGAUAUUUAAAUGCUUAAUAAUUUGUUUGCCCUUUUAAAUCAAUUACUUACAGAUUGUAAUGAAACUUGGUAAAAAUAAUCACUACACAGAAGGUUUCUAAGGUACUCUGCAGAAUUUAAUGAAGAACAUUAACAUACUUGGUGUCUGUCACAUCAGAUUU
Messenger RNA from Ruditapes philippinarum (Manila clam), 3252 nucleotides. Its product is annotated as mitochondrial dicarboxylate carrier-like. Gene Ontology annotation, molecular function: sulfate transmembrane transporter activity; thiosulfate transmembrane transporter activity; succinate transmembrane transporter activity. Bases 84 to 908 code for a protein of 274 amino acids. The transcript has 8 exons. Lineage: Eukaryota; Metazoa; Mollusca; Bivalvia; Venerida; Veneridae. Gene Ontology annotation, biological process: phosphate ion transmembrane transport; succinate transmembrane transport; thiosulfate transport. The record is from RefSeq and is a predicted model, not a curated record.